This is a messenger RNA of Symbiodinium pilosum, 1416 nucleotides long. The record is from the annotation of a GenBank genome assembly. NCBI's taxonomy places the organism in Eukaryota, Dinophyceae, Suessiales, Symbiodiniaceae.
AUGCCUGAACGCUUUGAGACGGAGUAUGGCAGCGGGCGUCUCUCGGGCAUCUUAGCAUCCGACGACAUUUUCGUGGGCCCCUUCCGUGUGAAAGCGCAGAGCUUGGGCCUCAUCUCAGAGGAGUCCGGGGAUGCCUUCGCUGCCUUCCCCAUUGAUGGCAUCGUUGGCUUGGCCUUCUCAGCGCUCUCCGUCAAGACACGGUCGCUUUUGGAUCAUCUGGUAGAAGAGAGUGCCAUGCCGAAGCCCGAAUUCGCUUUCUACUUGCACAGGAACCCGACCAAGGGCGGUGCGGUGAUUUGGGGAGGAGGUGCCGAUCGCCUUGGCCUGCAUGAUGGAGACAUGAAGUGGUUUCCCGUUGCAGAAGAGCGGUUUUGGUCCCUCGCACUGCGUGGCUUUCGCCUCGGAAGUGCGGAAGAUGAGCAGCUGCUUCCCCUGCUUCUCCCCAAGAAGCCGGAAGCAGGAGAUGGUCCCGUCCUCCUACAAGGACUGCCUGAGAAUGCAAUCCUUGUCGUGGACAGUGGGACUACGUUCUUCACGGCACCGCCCAGGCUCUUCAACAAAAUUACAGAGAAGGUGUGGCCCAUGAAUUGUGACAAGAUCCACACACUCCCAGAAUUCGUUUUCACAGUGGGGACAAAUAUGUCCAACCAUAGCGCCGUCCACGAGCUCAGGGUGCCUCCAGAUGUCUACAUGAUCCAGAACGCUUUCACCGGAGACUGCAUGCCCGGCGUGAUGAACAUGGAGCCCGGCUUCCACGACCGCCCCUUUAUGAUCUUGGGGGAAGUCUUCCUGCGGCACUACUUCUCCAUCUUCCGCAAGGGCCGCGUGCCUGGUGAUUCCUGGUUGGGUUUGGCCCCGGCGCGGGCAAGUGAGGUUUGGGCGGGGAACAGCGGUGACGUGGCCCACUACAUCCUUGAGCGAUUUGGUGAGCAUUCGGUAGCCAUGGUUUUCAUGGAUCAUCGAGGCAGCCUUUUUCAUGAUGACUUGCAGACCUUUGAGGAGAUGAACUUGCUGCAGGAUGGCUGCCGAGUUCUAGCAGACAACACCUUGAAGCCCGGCGCGCCGCUGUUUCUGUGGCAUGUCAGCCGCAGUCCCGCCUUUAGCACGGACCUGGUGGUGGUGCCGGAGUUCGGUUUGGGGCACCAGGUGUUGCAGGACUGGGUGGCCGUCAGCCGUUACAACCUGGGAGUGGAAGGCUGCUCUGCACCGCCUCCCCCAGUCGUCACAGAGCUGUCUGAGCGCUGCGAUGCGCUUCGACGGCUGUCCCUCUCAGGCGGACUGGCCUCGCAGGACUGGGCCAAGCAUGCAGAGGAGAUGGAGUCUGCAUUGAAAGCGCUCGACAUCGACGCCACGGUAGCAAGUGGAGAGCCAGAUGGCCGCUUCGAGGAUAGAAAAUCAAUGGCCCUCAACUCCUGA